Molecule: messenger RNA, 2640 nt
Organism: Rana temporaria (common frog)
Lineage: Eukaryota; Metazoa; Chordata; Amphibia; Anura; Ranidae
Product: extensin-like
Exons: 1
Coding region: 1-2640 (879 amino acids)
Source: RefSeq, a predicted model, not a curated record
AUGAGCACCUCUCCACCAAGUCAUCUAUUAGAAAUUAGCACCUCUCUGCCAAGUCAUCUACUAGAAAUGAGCACCUCUCCACCAAGUCAUCUACUAGAAAUGAGCACCUCUCCACCAAGUCAUCUACUAGAAAUGAACACCUCUCCACCAAGUCAUCUACUAGAAAUGAACACCUCUCCACCAAGUCAUCUACUAGAAAUGAGCACCUCUCCACCAAGUCAUCUACUAGAAAUGAGCACCUCUCCACCAAGUCAUCUACCAGAAAUGAGCAACUCGAUGCCAAUUCAUCUACCAGAAAUGAGCACCUCUCCACCAAGUCAUCUACUAGAAAUGAGCACCUCUCCGCCAAGUCAUCUACCAGAAAUGAGCACCUCUCCACCAAGUCAUCUACCAGAAAUGAGCACCUCUCUGCCAAGUCAUCUACCAGAAAUGAGCACCUCUCCACCAAGUCAUCUACCAGAAAUGAGCACCUCUCCGCCAAGUCAUCUACCAGAAAUGAGCACCUCUUCACCAAGUCAUCUACCAGAAAUGAGCACCUCUCUGCCAAGUCAUCUACUAGAAAUGAGCACCUCUCCACCAAGUCAUCUACCAGAAAUGAGCACCUCUCCACCAAGUCAUCUACCAGAAAUGAGCACCUCUCCACCAAGUCAUCUACUAGAAAUGAGCACCUCUCCACCAAGUCAUCUACCAGAAAUGAGCACCUCUCCGCCAAGUCAUCUACCAGAAAUGAGCACCUCUCUGCCAAGUCAUCUACUAGAAAUGAGCACCUCUCCACCAAGUCAUCUACCAGAAAUGAGCACCUCUCCACCAAGUCAUCUACCAGAAAUGAGCACCUCUCCACCAAGUCAUCUACUAGAAAUGAGCAACUCAAUGAUAAUUCAUCUACCAGAAAUGAACACUUCUCCACCAAGUCAUCUACUAGAAAUGAGCACCUCUCCACCAAGUCAUCUAACAGAAAUGAGCACCUCUCCACCAAGUCAUCUACCAGAAAUGAACACCUCUCCACCAAGUCAUCUACUAGAAAUGAGCAUCUCUCCACCAAGUCAUCUACUAGAAAUGAGCACCUCUCCACCAAGUCAUCUACUAGAAAUGAGCACCUCUCCACCAAGUCAUCUACCAGAAAUGAGCAACUCAAUGCCAAUUCAUCUACCAGAAAUGAGCACCUCUCCACCAAGUCAUCUACUAGAAAUGAGCAACUCAAUGCCAAUUCAUCUACCAGAAAUGAACACUUCUCCACCAAGUCAUCUACCAGAAAUGAGCACCUCUCCACCAAGUCAUCUAACAGAAAUGAGCACCUCUCCACCAAGUCAUCUACUAGAAAUGAACACCUCUCCACCAAGUCAUCUACAAGAAAUGAGCAACUCAAUGCCAAUUCAUCUACCAGAAAUGAACACUUCUCCACCGAGUCAUCUACUAGAAAUGAGCACCUCUCCACCAAGUCAUCUACUACAAAUGAGCACCUCUCCACCACGUCAUCUAUUAGAAAUGGGCACCUCUCCACCAAGUCAUCUACCAGAAAUGAGCAACUCAAUGCCAAUUCAUCUACCAGAAAUGAACACUUGUCCACCAAGUCAUCUACCAGAAAUGAACACCUCUCCACCAAGUCAUCUACUAGAAAUGAACACUUCUCCACCAAGUCAUCUACUAGAAAUGAGCACCUCUCCACCAAGUCAUCUACUAGAAAUGAACACUUCUCCCCCAAGUCAUCUACUAGAAAUGAGCACCUCUUCACCAAGUCAUCUACUAGAAAUGAACACUUCUCCACCAAGUCAUCUACUAGAAAUGAACACUUCUCCACCAAGUCAUCUACUAGAAAUGAGCACCUCUCCACCAAGUCAUCUACUAGAAAUGAGCACCUCUCCACCAAGUCAUCUACUAGAAAUGAGCACCUCUCCACCAAGUCAUCUACUAGAAAUGAGCACCUCUCCACCAAGUCAUCUACUAGAAAUGAGCACCUCUCCACCAAGUCAUCUACUAGAAAUGAGCACCUCUCCACCAAGUCAUCUAAUAGAAAUGAGCACCUCUCCACCAAGUCAUCUACCAGAAAUGAACACUUCUCCACCAAGUCAUCUACUAGAAAUGAGCAACUCAAUGCCAAUUCAUCUACCAGAAAUGAACACUUCUCCACCAAGUCAUCUACCAGAAAUGAACACUUCUCCACCAAGUCAUCUACCAGAAAUGAACACUUCUCCACCAAGUCAUCUACUAGAAAUGGGCACCUCUCCACCAAGUUAUCUACUAGAAAUGAGCAAUUUAAUGACAAUUCAUCUACCAGAAAUUUACACUUCUCCACCAAGUCAUCUAACAGAAAUGAGCACCUCUCCACCAAGUCAUCUAACAGAAAUUAGCACCUCUCCACCAAGUCAUCUACUAGAAAUGAGCACCUCUCCACCAAGUCAUCUACUAGAAAUGAACAAUUUAAUGACAAUUCAUCUACCAGAAAUUUACACUUCUCCACCAAGUCAUCUAACAGAAAUGAGCACCUCUCCACCAAGUCAUCUACUAGAAAUGAGCACCUCUCCACCAAGUCAUCUACUAGAAAUUAGUAACUCAAUCCCAAUUGAUCUACCAGAAAUGAACACUUCUCCACCAAGUAAUUUACUAGAAAUUGAGCAUCUCUCCACCAAGUCAUCCUCUUAA